CUGAUCCUUUUGAGUUUUGCACAACUGUAGUUUGUGAGCAUACUUUUGCUCAGCAGCUAAAUAUGACUGACUUGCUUUCUAUACAAAAGCCUUGAUGCUUUAGCCAUGCAUUUGUUUAUCUGCCCUUCGUGUUUUCUCUACUCAACGUGAUGGUUUAAAUUAUGAGCUGCUCUUGCUAUGUUCCACUCUGCCCGUCAUGAUCUCCUCUCUCCCAAACGAACUUCUCUCCACCAUUCUUCUAGAGGCGACAAAUUUGAAUUCUCAGAAUUGUUGCAAGUUCAGUUAUGGAAUCACGCAAGCUCCGCAGCCGAUGCAAGAUGUGAAAGCUCCGCAAAUGUAUAUCACUGGGUUCACGCCUCCAGAUGUAUUGCGUUGGAACUCUGCAUCCUCCAUCCGGCAAGUCAGUGGACGGUGGCACGAAUGGGCAGUAAGAUACUCUCUCAGGGAGCUUCUUAUCCGUAAGUGGAGAGGUAGCGAAAGAUGGCUCGAGUCGGCCUAUCUCGCAGACCCGAACGUCACAGUCUCAGGCACAGUGGUAUAUCAGGAUCCGUUCCGGUCUUUGCGGCUCACGGCAGAGCUACUUUCACGGUAUCCACAUCUUGCCGGGCAUGUUCGAAGGCUGUGGUUUGACAACAUCGUCGCUCCAGAGACGGACGAGUUUAUCUUCAGUAUCAUCCGCUCAUGCGGAAGUUUACGUUCAGCUAAAGUCCCAUGGCCAGUCAUGAGCCGUGCGUCUCAAGCUGAAUGGUCCAAUACUUUGAGGACUGUGGCGCCGGUGCCGCUGUCCUCGUUGGAAUUGCACCUAACCAGUCUGAAGAAGGCUGGUUCAAACGAUGUAGAUCCCGAUCUCUGCGUUCAUGCUUUCAACCCACAGCUAGUAGACUUUGGGAGGCUCACCCGGUUAAAGCUAGUUGGAGAGGCUCAUGAGCUGCCUCUUACGGAUGAAGACGUCGCCGACAUUGCCCGCACCGCGAGGAAUCUCGAAGAGAUUCAUAUCGUUGAUGUCUCUACUGUGUCUAUUCAUGGCGUAAUGACUCUAGCUCUCGCAUCAAAAAACACGCUCCGUAUCCUUGAAUACUGGCCUUCAAGUCACACAGGACAUGCACUUACUCUGCACAUUGACGAAUCCAACUACAUUUCUCUCUGUCCGGAAGAUAAUGUCCGUUCCACACAUGAGCUUCCACAUCCUUCUCUGCCAGGCGAGCACGCCCCUACCAGCACACAACAUAUCUGCCACGAGCUUCGCCAAUUAUCUAAAUUGGAAGAUCUCUCGAUUACCUUGCCAUCCGUCUGUCAUGAACUUUUCUCAACUUUCGGUCCAGGAAACGUACCCUCCUGCGACCAUUUCUCGUGGUCAGGCGUUUCAAAGGAUAUCCUGAUUCGCGCCAAUGGAUUCUGUCAUACUGGUAAGACCACCGGUAGCGGUCGCGAUAGCAGUAGCAGUAGCAGCAGCAGCAGCCAUACUUCUAACGCUCAGGUUCCUGCUGCCCUGUCCGCCGAGUCCAGCCAGCCUCAGGACCAGGUAGAUGAGCUUGUGUCUCAUGAGGGCGAACCUCUUCGCCAAUUGAUCGACGCAGCGCGGUCCUUUGUCGCAGUACGCCAAUGGAGAUAUCCGUCGGCGCGCCAGACGCAAGACGUGCGCAUCGACGAUUCGGAGACGUUUGAGCCUGGGGUUGAGGUUUCGUUAUGCUAAUUCUGGCAGUUUUUGAUCCUUUCGCAAAAGUAAAAGCUUUCAAUACUUACGGAAAUUGUAUUAUAUUAUGCAUUGUCGCUCGGC
Messenger RNA from Xylona heveae TC161, 1777 nucleotides. RefSeq lists its product as hypothetical. The record is from RefSeq and is a predicted model, not a curated record. The transcript has 2 exons. Bases 197 to 1693 code for a protein of 498 amino acids. Lineage: Eukaryota; Fungi; Ascomycota; Xylonomycetes; Xylonales; Xylonaceae.